Molecule: messenger RNA, 1589 nt
Organism: Cyprinus carpio (common carp)
Lineage: Eukaryota; Metazoa; Chordata; Actinopteri; Cypriniformes; Cyprinidae
Product: galectin-9-like
Biological process (GO): negative regulation of CD4-positive, alpha-beta T cell proliferation; positive regulation of gene expression; negative regulation of type II interferon production
Cellular component (GO): nucleus; cytosol
Molecular function (GO): galactoside binding; carbohydrate binding
Source: RefSeq, a predicted model, not a curated record
CUUUUCAUCGGAAACCGGACAUUUGUAGGUGGGUCUUAAAUCUGUUUGUCGAGUUAGUCGUUUUUCUUUUGUUCGUCUCUGACCACGCUCUUAAAGCUGCAGGAAAGUUAAAACUGCUAAAAUGGCUUUUUAUCAACAACAGCCGUUUUACAACCCGAGAAUCCCAUUCAGUGGCCAAAUCCAGGGAGGCCUGCAGGAUGGCAAGGCCAUUAUCAUUAGUGGACGGGUUUUACCAGGAGCUAACAGAUUUCAUGUGAACCUUCAGUGUGGUUCUCAUUCCGGGGCUGAUAUUGCUCUGCACUUUAACCCACGCUAUGAGAGUCCUGGGUAUGUAGUGCACAACACCUGCCAGAGCAGGUGCUGGGGCUCAGAGGAACGCAAAUAUGAAUCUCCCUUCCCCCAAGGCCAACCAUUCACCCUCCAGAUCCUUGUCGAGCAGGACAAAUACAAGAUAUCUACUAAUGGGAGACACUUCAUGGACUUUAGACACCGUAUUCCAUACACUCAGGUGGACACCAUCUCAGUGGAUGGAAUGGUGGAGUUGAACUCUAUUGCCUUCCAGAAUCCUGCGCCCUAUUUACCUCCACAACCAGCCUUUCCAGGUUAUAUACCACCUCAAGCAGGGUAUCAGCCUCAGUAUGCUGUACCUCCAGGAUGUGGGUUCCCGGCAUACCCAUCUGCACCCAACUAUACUGUCCCAUACAAAACCGUCAUCAAUGGUGGACUUUACCCUGGCAAAAACAUUGUCAUCAAUGGAGUUAUCAACCCCAGUGCUAACAGAAUAACAUUUAACCUGCGCCACAGAAGUGGGAUUGCAUUUCACUAUAAUCCUCGUUUUGAUGAGAAAGUGGUUGUGCGCAACACCAAUCAUAUGGAGCAGUGGGGUACGGAGGAUCGGUCCGGAGGCUUGCCCUUUCAAAGAGGACAACCUUUUCAGGUCGCCAUCUCCUGCAACCCCCAUCAUUACAAUGUGUUUGUCAAUGGCAAACAAGCACACACUUACAAACAUCGCUUCACAAUGCUGAACGACAUCGAUAUUUUGGAGAUUUGCGGAGAUCUGCAGUUGACUUUAGUGCAGGCUUAACAGGGAUCUGUGAUGUUUCGUUUGUAAGUCACUUUUUAAAGACAGAUAAGGGAAAGCAUUGCAAAUUAUUAAAAAGUAGAAUUGCUUUUAAAUACAGAAAAAUGGCUGAGUGUAAACAUGAACAGCACUGUGAUUUUGCUAUUUUGAAUGAACAUAAAACCCUUUUUUGUUAUGUUUAGCUUUCUGUAGUAUUAUGUAGUAGGCUAUGUUAUGUAUAAGUUCUUAUUCUAUAUAGCCAUCUUGAAACUCUCAUCACUCUUGCUGCAUUUUUUAACUAAUAAUCUACUAACACAAAUAAACAGCGCAUUAUAAUAUAAGCCUAUAUUAUAAUUCCAAUUAAUAUACCUUAUACAUCUGUCCAAAAUGUCAUGAAUUAUGUCAAAUUAAGGAAAGCUAGCCUGUUUUUAUUUAUUACAAAUAGUGAAAAGAACGGUGCUAGUGAUGUUUACAAUGACUUUUUGGUGUUUCCAAACAACAAGCCCUAAUAAGUAGUUGCUUAUCUCCA